Messenger RNA from Prunus avium (sweet cherry), 1929 nucleotides. NCBI's taxonomy places the organism in Eukaryota, Viridiplantae, Streptophyta, Magnoliopsida, Rosales, Rosaceae. The record is from RefSeq and is a predicted model, not a curated record.
AAAAACAGCUGGAUAACACUACUCAAAGGGAAGAGGAACUAACGAUCGUUUGAUAUUGACGUUAAUAUCGCGCAUCAAGCAUCGCUGGAGACGUCUACGGUCACCAAACACUGCAGCUUUCUUCCUUCGCACAACCCAAGGUUCUGAAAGUUUUUUUUUUUUUAUGCCCUCUUUCAGUCUCUCAUAGAAGGGCCAUGGGUGUUUUUCAUUCAAUCCACAGGGUGUUGUCUAAAAUCAUCAAAGAACCCUGAUUGCACUCUUGCACUCUUGCACUCAAUCUCCAUGAUCUCAUCCAUCUCCUAGAGAAAAGGGAUAAUUCCUUUGAAAUCUCCCUUAAUUAUUCAAAAGAUGGCAACAAGAUAUUUUCCCUAGUUAUGGUCAAGGGUCACACACCAAAAAGGUAAUUUUCGAGGAGUGAUUAAAGUGGAGUGAAGUUCUUCAUUUCAUUCACCCAGGAGGAAUUUUGCUGCCACAAAGUGAAUAUGGCGAAGCGGGGGAAACUAUCCAAGUCAUGUACGAAAAGAAAUAUGGAACUGGACAGAAUUAGCAACUUGCCAAGUGAUGUUAUAGGAAAAAUUUUGUCAUUUUUGCCUAUUAAGGAGGCAGUGAAGACUAGUAUUUUAUCAAGCAAAUGGAGGUUCCAGUCGGCUAUGCUUCCACAUCUUGUUUUUGAUGAUCAGUGUUUCUCAACUCAAAACCAUAAAACCUUUGAGAACAUUGUUGAUCAAGUCCUCUUACUUCACAUUGGCCCCAUACACACAUUCAAGCUUUCUCGUCCAGAUCUUCCAGCCACAAGUGAGAUUGAUCGAUGGAUUCGUCAUCUAUCAAGAAAUUCUGUCAAUGAGCUCAUACUUCAAAUUUGGAAAGGGGAUCCCUACAAGAUACCUUCAUGUUUGUUUUCUUGUCAAGAUAUGGUUCAUUUGGAUUUAUAUAAUUGUUCACUAAAACCUCCUUCCACAUGCAAAGGCUUCAGGAGCUUGAAGAGCCUAUGUAUCGAUGAAGUUACUAUGGCCCAAGAUGUGUUUGAUAAUGUGAUUGUUUCCUGUCCUCUGCUUGAGAGAUUGACUUUGACAAAUUGUUGUGGUUUCACCCAAGUCAAGAUUCAUGCACCAAAUCUCAAAUUCUUUCACUUUGAAGGCCUUUUUGAGCAUGUUACUCUAGAGAAUACAUUGAGUCUUGCUGAAGUUUACAUUUAUUUGGACUUUGAUUAUGACCGUAGACAGGCUCCUGCCAGUUAUUGCCAUUUGAUCAAGUUCUUUGUUCACCUGCCUCAUAUUCGAAGGCUCACAAUUCAGGGUUACUUUUUACAGUAUUUGGCUGUUGGUGCCUUGCCUGGAAAGCUGCCCAAACCUUGUCUAUAUCUGAGUUUUCUUUCUAUAGACAUUUACUUCAGUGAUCCAUGUGAAGUUUUAGCUGCUCAAUGCCUUCUGAGAAGCUCCCCUGCUCUACAAGAACUAGAAAUUAUGGCCAACCAUGAGAAUCAGGACCAGGCUGUUAAUGUAGAAGUGAAGUCUUGGUUAGAUGCCAAUCAGAAUUGGUCAUUUACCCAACUGCGACUAGUGAAAAUAACUAGCUUCUCUGGUUCGGAAGCUGAACUAGAUUUCAUUAAAUUUCUGCUCUCAAGUUCACCAUUGCUAGAGAUAUUGACUGUUAAGCCAGCUGCUUCUGUCGUGGAUUCUUUGGAGCUCUUAAAAAGGUUGAUUCGGUUUAGGCGUGCCUCGGUGCAUUCAGAGAUAGUCUAUUUGGAACCAUGAUUCAUCAAUGAAUUUCGGCAGCGCUGAAUUGUAUUUUUGGGCAUGUCUUUCUUUUCUUUUUCUUUUUUCUUUCUGAUGCAUGUGUGUUUGUUCUUCUGAACCGUGUCCCAUACUGGCUCUCCCUUUGUUGAGACAGGUUUUGGCCAUUUUGCAUCAAAACUUUCUUACUCUCUCU